Molecule: messenger RNA, 1578 nt
Organism: Penicillium subrubescens
Lineage: Eukaryota; Fungi; Ascomycota; Eurotiomycetes; Eurotiales; Aspergillaceae
Exons: 1
Coding region: 1-1578 (525 amino acids)
Biological process (GO): carbohydrate transport; transmembrane transport
Cellular component (GO): membrane
Molecular function (GO): carbohydrate:proton symporter activity
Source: RefSeq, a predicted model, not a curated record
AUGGAGAAAGAUUCGGAAAUCUCCCACAUUGAAUCUAAGCGUGAUCAGAAUGCGACGGUCAACGAUGGCGCUGGUCAUGCUGUCCAAUCAGAACGUCAUAUGGGCUUUCGUGAGGCUAUCCGCUUCUAUCCCAUGGCAGUCGUCUGGUCGGUAGGAUUGUCCACGGCGGUGAUCAUGGAAGGAUAUGCGGUCAUGUUAUUGUCCAAUUUCUACGCACUUCCACAGUUCAAUCGCAAAUAUGGCCAACUCCAGGCGGAUGGCACCUACGUUAUCUCCGCACCUUGGAAAUCAGCUCUUUCCAACGGAGCGGUCGUGGGUGAAAUUAUAGGCCUCUUCUUGACAGGCAUCUUCCAGGACCGAUUCGGUUACCGUUGGACGAUCUUCGGAGCACUUUGCCUGGUCACUGCGUUUAUCUUUGUUCUAUUUUUCGCGCAAAAUGUGGAAAUGCUUCUGGCUGGGGAGAUUCUGUGCGGCAUUCCUUGGGGCGCCUUUCAAACCAUCACUGUUGCGUACGCCUCCGAGGUCUGUCCUGUCGCUCUCCGGGGAUACUUGACCACCUAUGUCAACCUUUGCUGGGUCAUCGGCCAAUUUAUUGUUUCUGGUGUGCUGAGAGGUGUGCUUGAUAGGCCAGACCAGUGGGCAUACCGAAUCCCAUUUGCUGUGCAAUGGGCCUGGCCUAUUCCUUUGAUGAUCAUGUGUCUGUUGGCUCCGGAGUCCCCCUGGUGGCUUGUCCGCCACGGCCGACAAGAGGAAGCACGUCAAAGCCUUGUGCAUCUCAUGAGUCAGUCACACGACAUAGUGGAUGAGACUUUGGCAAUGAUCCAGUACACUGAUAACCUCGAAAAAGAAGCCUCAGCGGGCACUUCUUACCGGGAAUGUUUCAGGCGGUCGAACCUGCGGCGUACAGAAAUUGUGUGUGUGGUGUGGCUGAUCCAAGUGAUCUGUGGAUCACAACUUAUGGGCUAUUCGACUGUGUUUUAUAUUGCAGCAGGACUCCCCGCCAGCUCUUCGUUCAACAUGUCCCUGAUCCAGUAUGGCCUAGGUGUAUCUGGAACGGUCCUCUCGUGGUUUCUCAUGGCACACGCAGGCCGACGAACCCUUUACCUGUACGGGAAUCUUGCCCUUUUUGUGCUCCUUCUAAUCAUCGGCUUCGUUUCACUGGCACCCCAUGGUACUACCACGAAUUGGGCCAUUGGGGCAUUACUUUCCGUCUUCACAUUCACGUAUGACCUCAUGGUGGGACCUGUCUGUUACUCCCUCGUAUCAGAGCUGCCGUCGACACGACUGCGCGCGAAGUCUGUGGUUUUGGCUCGGAACCUUUACAACGUUGCAAAUAUCGUGGUUAAUGUCUUGGUAAAUUAUCAGCUUACCUCGACGGCGUGGAAUUGGGGAGCCAAGUCCGCUUUCUUCUGGGCUGGCAUUUGUUUUUGCUGCAUUGUCUGGGUAUUCUUCCGACUACCAGAGCCAAAGGGGAGAACGUAUGCAGAGCUAGACAUUCUUUUUGAAAAACAGGUGUCCGCUCGCAAGUUUGCCUCAACCGAGGUGAAUAUCUUCCAGUCAACCGUUGUCACCGAGUGA